Molecule: messenger RNA, 853 nt
Organism: Rotaria sordida
Lineage: Eukaryota; Metazoa; Rotifera; Eurotatoria; Philodinida; Philodinidae
Source: the annotation of a GenBank genome assembly
GAAAAAAACAAAGAAAGAGAAAAAUUUUAUUUUUAAAGAUUAAUUUUAUUUUUUUAAGGAUGUUUCACGUAUAUCAUUAACAGAAGCAAAUGAUCCAAGAAAACUUGCUUAUGAAACAUAUAGAAUUAAUCGAGAUGAAUAUUUAAUAUUAUGUAAAUAUUUAUCACCUUGGUAUAUUGGUGAACAACCAGAAAGUUUAGCAAAUAAAUUAUUUGAUUUAUUUAAUUUAAAUGUUCAACCAGAUCAAAUUGAUUUUAUUCAUUUUAUUCGAUUAUGGAGUAUUUUAUGGAAUGAAGAUUUUAAACAUAAAUUAAUUAUUUUAUUUCUUUCACAUUUAGAAGAUGAAAAUAAAAGAAAAGAAGCUUUUAAUAUUUUAUUCGAAUCAACGUCUGCUCAUCGUUCGUCAUCAGUAAAUAGUGAGAAUAUAUCACUUGAAUCAAGUAUAUCAACUAAUGAGCAAAUGCCCUCAUUGUACAUAGAAAAUGGAGAAAUUACAUAUCUUAAACCUAGUCAAUUACCUUUAAUGAAUCAAACUGAAUUUAUACGUCUAUGUAAAUCAAUAUAUAAUUUAAUGACUGGAGCCGCUAAUGAGGAAAAUUUAUUUAGAGCACUAGCAACUUCAAGUACACUUCUUUUAAAAAUGGGUGAAAUAUGUAAAUCUUCUCCUCGUCAAGUAGAAACAAAUGAUACUACAACAAAUGAAAUGGAAAAUGAAUGGAUAAUUAAUUUUGAACAAUUUGAAGCUACAAUGAAUGCUGAAACUUGUUUAGUUACAUGGUUUGAAAAUAAUAAUGGUAAUAAUUUAUCACUUGAAAAACGUAUUCAUAAUUAUCUACAAGAUAUUCAACGAUGA